AUGAUGAAACGAAAGUCUACAGCAAAUUCUACUACAACCAGUAAUAGUAGCAGUAUACCCAAUAAACGACCAGCGACUGAGAUUACACCCAGAUCUACUCCUAAUCCAGAAUGGACCAAAACAUUCACUGCUGGUCGAGAAGCAUUCAAAAAUAAGCAAUACAAAGAAGCGUGCGAUUCUUUUACUCGUGCCCUUGAUUUCGAUUGCAACAGAUUAGAGGUGCUUGAUUGCCGUGGAGUAACCUAUACACUUUUGAAUGAUCAGGAUCUGGCAGCAACAGACUUUAUGGCAAUGAUUAAAAUUUCGCCUAAUAGAUCUAGAGGAUACUUACGUCUUGGCAAGCAGCUCGUAGAGAGGAAUAUGCUUGACCAGGCUGUAAAGGUGUACGAGCGCGCCAGUGCCAAGGUUGAUCAAUCGGAUACACACUACGAAACUUUAAUGAAAGCACUUUUAAAGACACGAAUUGUGCGCGAUGAUAAGAAAAAUGCGCGUGAUUUUAUGAAAAUAUUACCCUUUGAAAUUGUUUGUCAAAUACUUUCCUAUCUUCCAUUCACUCAAAAAGUUCGUUGUAUGCGUGUCUGUAAGACAUGGCAUGGAUUUGGUUUAAAUUGGUCCGGCAUGUGGAGUGAUUUGGAUUUUGGUCGUCGACUGGUUCCCAGUGCCACGUUGGUAAAGUACUUUUCAUACGCCACCGGAAGACAUAUAAGAAAGCUAUCGAUUAAAGACAAACAAAGCAAGAUUGAAAAGGUUUUUAAGCUGCUUAUUCACUAUGAUGCUCAUUACAUAGAGUCACUUUCACUUUCCGGGAGUGAGAUUCCUGGUAUUCAUCUUUUACGGAUGCUACGGCUCGUAGGGAAGAAUCUUACUCACUUGCGGUUAGACUCGUGUCAGAUGCACAUUGAGGAUCUAUUCAAUAAUACGCUCAGUAAUUGCCGUCACCUCACACAUCUAUCUUAUUUUGGAUACGAUGAAAAUGUCUCUGGAGAAAUGCCAAUAUUUGACAUACCAUCUUCUCUGUCGCCUUUGAAGCACCUACAACUUGCAUGCACUAAACCCGGAGACAACACGGGCGCACAUAUACAUUCUAUAUUGAGGAUGUUCAGCGACCUUGAAGUGUUUAUUCUUUACGGAAGUGAAGAUAAUAUCAACAGGACUCUUCAUACAGUGCAGACGACAUGUCCACAUUUGAGUGUGUUUCAAUUCAAACGUCGAUGGGAUAGACGGUUGCUUGCUUGGAGGGCGAUAGACAUGAACAUGGCCACGGGAAAGGCCACAGGAAAAAAGACAGGAGGAAUGAAAGAAAUAUCGCUCAUUGGAGCACAUGAGUUACGAGACAGUGGGAUCAUACCACUUAUUCAAAUACACACGGACACACUCGAGACUUUGGAAAUUGCAGGGUGUGGUAAUAAUACAAACCAAGUGUUUUCAAUGCUCAUUUCUCCUGGUCUUCCACAACUCCGCAAACUCAACCUGAACAGCUGUCUUGCACUCGGUGAAUCUGAUUUGAGGGACUUGAUACAAAAGUGUGUUCUAUUGGAGGACUUAGAACUGGCGAUGGUGUCUGCAGUGACUGAUUCGGUACUUGAGUGUGUGGCAGUACACCCUGUUAUCAACAAGAUUGACAUCUCCAGCUGUGUGAAUGUGACAGGGUCGGGUGUACGGCAGAUUGUGGACAUUAAAGGGGGGGAUGUGUUGAAGAAAUUAAGAGUAGUGGAUUGUAGGGGUGUUAGUUGGGAUGAAAUUGAAUAUGCUUCAACUGUAGUGAAACCAAAUGUGCUUGAAUACAGGCAAAUAAUCUCAAAAUAA
Messenger RNA from Phycomyces blakesleeanus NRRL 1555(-), 1806 nucleotides. RefSeq lists its product as hypothetical. Gene Ontology annotation, molecular function: protein binding. The record is from RefSeq and is a predicted model, not a curated record. Lineage: Eukaryota; Fungi; Mucoromycota; Mucoromycetes; Mucorales; Phycomycetaceae. Bases 1 to 1806 code for a protein of 601 amino acids. The transcript is spliced from 2 exons.